Musa acuminata subsp. malaccensis (wild Malaysian banana) is the source of this 2184-nucleotide messenger RNA. RefSeq names its product pyrophosphate--fructose 6-phosphate 1-phosphotransferase subunit beta. Gene Ontology annotation, cellular component: cytosol. NCBI's taxonomy places the organism in Eukaryota, Viridiplantae, Streptophyta, Magnoliopsida, Zingiberales, Musaceae. Gene Ontology annotation, biological process: fructose 6-phosphate metabolic process; response to glucose; photosynthesis. The record is from RefSeq and is a predicted model, not a curated record. Gene Ontology annotation, molecular function: ATP binding; 6-phosphofructokinase activity; diphosphate-fructose-6-phosphate 1-phosphotransferase activity.
GUUAUCGUAGUGAUGCCAAAUGUCUCACGCGCCGGACCGCCCACAGUACACCCACCCACUGAUGUCAUACCCCACCGACUCCCUUGACGUCUGUCGCCGUGAACCGAUGCGUUCGAACGCCCGGUGUGUUGUUUCGUGGUAAACGAUCGAGAUAACAAUAUUAAAGAUAGCGAGGGGGCGCCACUUGGUUUGUCUUCCGGUUGUCAAACUCGGUUUCGCUCGUUCCUUUCUGUCGCCAUGGCCUUCGCGAACUCUGUCCUCCCCAAGGGUGGCGGCAAGAGCCCCUCUCCCGGCCGCCUCGCUUCUGUCUACAGCGAAGUGCAGACCGACCGUCUCCACCACCCGCUCCCUCUCCCUUCCGUUCUCAAGGGCCCGUUCAAGCUCCUCGAUGGCCCCCCGAGCUCCGCCGCCGGCAACCCAGAUGAGAUCGCCAAGUUGUUUCCUAAUAUGUUUGGUCAGCCAUCGGCAAAGUUGGUGCCGACGGGCUCGGUUCCUGCGGAUUUGCCCCAAGGUUUGAAGAUCGGCGUCGUCUUGUCUGGUGGCCAGGCUCCCGGUGGACACAAUGUCAUCUCUGGGGUCUUCGAUUACCUACAGGAACGCGCUAGGAGAAGCACCUUGUAUGGUUUCAAGGGAGGUCCGGCAGGGAUUAUGAAGUGCAAAUAUGUGGAGCUGACUCCAGAGUUCAUCUAUCCUUACAGAAACCAGGGUGGGUUUGAUAUGAUCUGCAGUGGAAGGGACAAGAUUGAAACCCCAGAACAGUUUAAGCAAGCGGAGGAGACAGCUAUGAAACUCGAUUUGGAUGGACUUCUUGUUAUCGGUGGAGAUGACUCCAAUACGAAUGCAUGUCUCCUUGCUGAAAAUUUUAGGCAAAAGAAUAUGAAAACUCGGGUUAUUGGAUGCCCAAAAACAAUUGAUGGAGAUUUGAAAUGCAAGGAAGUUCCAGCAAGUUUUGGAUUUGACACAGCUUGCAAGAUAUAUUCUGAAAUGAUAGGAAAUGUCAUGACUGAUGCACGGUCAACUGGAAAAUAUUAUCACUUUGUAAGGUUAAUGGGGCGUGCUGCUUCUCACAUUACAUUGGAGUGUGCUUUGCAAACACACCCGAAUAUUGCUAUCAUUGGCGAAGAGGUGGCUGCCAAGAAGCAAACACUCAAGAAUGUGACGGACUACAUUACUGACAUAAUCUGUAAGCGUGCAAAACUUGGCUACAAUUAUGGUGUCAUACUUAUUCCAGAAGGAUUAAUUGACUUCAUUCCUGAGGUUCAGCAGCUUAUUGCAGAAUUAAAUGAAAUCCUAGCUCAUGAUGUAGUUGACAAAGAGGGAUUGUGGAAAAAGAAACUUCAACAACAGUCUCAGCUGCUAUUUGAAUUCCUUCCCCAAGCAAUCCAAGAGCAGCUGUUGCUAGAAAGAGAUCCACAUGGAAAUGUACAGGUUGCCAAAAUUGAAACUGAGAAAAUGCUUAUCUCCAUGGUCGAAACUGAAUUGGAGAAGAGAAAGUCUGAGGGUACAUAUGCUGGACACUUCAAAGGACAAUCCCACUUUUUUGGAUAUGAGGGAAGAUGUGGCUUGCCUACAAAUUUUGAUGCCGCUUAUUGCUAUGCAUUGGGUUAUGCUGCUGGAGCUUUAUUACAUUCUGGGAAAACAGGCCUCAUAUCCUCAGUUGGCAACUUAGAUGCCCCCAUUGAUGAAUGGACUGUUGGAGGGACUGCAUUGACUUCAUUAAUGGAUGUCGAGAGGAGACAUGGUAAGUUCAAGCCAGUGAUCAAGAAGGCAAUGGUGGAGCUGGAAGGUGCACCAUUUAGAAAGUUUGCAUCCAUGCGAGAUGAGUGGGCUCUCAAUAACAGAUACAUUAGCCCUGGUCCUAUUCAGUUUAUUGGUCCAGGAUCCAACAAUGUUAAUCACACCCUACUUCUGGAACUUGGAGCCCAGGCUUAGGCAUUGUAGAAACUCCUUAACGAGGAUUUUUCUGGAGGACAAAUGUGAUUGUCGUUCAUCGUUUCCCCUUAUUUUCAAGAAAAGGGUGAAUAAAUGUUUUUGAGAAUCAACUGUUCGUUCUUGUUGCAUCUGUUAUUAUCGCUCAGGAUCUUAAUGGUAAUCAAUUUAGUCAGAUGCUGAUAUCACUGGCUUGUUUCUGGUUUCUGUUUAAUAAGAAUGAAUAAAUGACUUCAGAAAGUUUCACAAAUUAGA